CAGCGUUCGCUGGGUGGCUUCAUCCUGGAGGGCAGUCAAUGCAGUGUGGCAGUCAUAUUCAGCCUUGGCACAACAUUUCCAGAAAGCAUCAGAGGACAACAGCAGAGACAGCAGAGAGAGAGCCAAAACAGAAAAACUACUAUUCCAAAGGCCCAUGAGCCCAUGACCAACUACCUGAAGCGCAUUGAGAGCCUGAAAACCUACCCAGGAAAACACACUGUUGAAGCAGAGCAGGCCGAGCAGAAGAUGGAAUUUAAUGGACAUCAGUUAAAGGUGGGCAGGUCUCCCACCAUUGACUCUGCUCUCUUCAUAACUGCAGUGGUGGAGAGCAUGAAGGAAAGACUGUUUACAACAACAGCCAACAAAGCACAAAGUAGCGUGACAGCUGACCGCAAGGAGGCUUACAACAGCCUUAUCAAUCAGAUGGCAGUCCUUCACCCAGAAAACUGGGAUCAAGACAAUCCUCGAUUUGGAGAAGAGGAAGUCAGAACUUUGUGUGAACGUCUCAACAUCAAUGAGCAAGAGGCCCAUCUUGGGUACGUUGAGUUCAAGGCUAGUGGAGGGAGAAGUAUCCCUCCUCCAUUAAAAAAAUUACUUCUGGCAGUAGACACACUCUCAGCCAGUAAUGCAGAUUGUGAAAGAGGGUUUAGUACCAUGAAUAACAUAAUGACUGACCUCAGAGGCACCAUGACGACAAAAAAUGUCUCAAACCUCCUGUUCAUCAGCUCAUUUGGACCUCCCUUUAUGAAGUGGGAUCCAAUGCCAUACGUCAAAACCUGGCUAGGAAAAGGCAGGAGACCAGCGCACACAACAAGUGGCAUGGCCCGCAGAUCCCCUAAAACUGAUGAGGAAUAUUACCAGCCUCUUUGGGACAUUAUGACUUAGUUCAACUAAUUAAGGAUGACUCAAGUUCUGAUCAAUUCGGAUGUUCACAUUUUUCAUGUUCUGAAAAAUUCACAAUGUUCAAUUAAAGAUUGUUUUCACAAAAACACCUUGUCUACACACGUUAUUUAUGUAUAAAAUUUGAUAUCAAGUGCAUUUAUUUCCUUUAACUGCUUUAAAAAAUAUAUAUUUGGAAAUAAUUUGUCAUAGUACCGGCAAAAGAAAAAUUCUACUUU
Oryzias latipes (Japanese medaka) is the source of this 1118-nucleotide messenger RNA. The record is from RefSeq and is a predicted model, not a curated record. Lineage: Eukaryota; Metazoa; Chordata; Actinopteri; Beloniformes; Adrianichthyidae.